Molecule: messenger RNA, 5106 nt
Organism: Lodderomyces jiufengensis
Lineage: Eukaryota; Fungi; Ascomycota; Pichiomycetes; Serinales; Debaryomycetaceae
Gene: RPO21
Product: DNA-directed RNA polymerase II subunit RPB1
Exons: 1
Coding region: 1-5106 (1701 amino acids)
Biological process (GO): transcription by RNA polymerase II
Cellular component (GO): RNA polymerase II, core complex
Molecular function (GO): DNA binding
Source: RefSeq, a predicted model, not a curated record
AUGAAUUUCAUAAGGGAAGUCAAAGAGGUACAGUUUGGCCUUUUGUCUCCGGAAGAGGUCAGAGCUAUAUCUGUUGCUAAGAUAGAAUUCCCAGAAACUAUGGAUCAAACUUCCAAACGUCCAAAAGAAGGUGGAUUAAAUGAUCCAAGAUUAGGAACUAUUGAUGCAACUCAUAAAUGUAUGUCUUGUGGAGGGAAUAUGGCAGAAUGUCCUGGUCAUUUUGGUCAUAUUGAAUUAGCAAAACCUGUAUUUCAUAUUGGUUUCAUUGCCAAAAUUAAAAAAGUAUUAGAAAGUACUUGUACUCAUUGUAGUAAAUUAUUAUUAGAUGAAACUAAUCCAUUAAUGGCACAAGCAAUUAAAAUUAGAGAUCCAAAAAAGAGAUUUAAUGCAGUAUGGAGUUUAUGUAAAUCUAAAAUGGUUUGUGAAACUGCUAUGAAUGAAGAUGAAAUGAAUGAUCAUCCAAUAAGAGGUGGUUGUGGUCAUACUCAACCAACUAUACGUAGAGAUGGAUUAAAAUUAUGGGGUACUUGGAAACAUAAUAAGAAUUUUGAAGAAAAUGAUCAACCAGAACGUCGUUUAUUAAGUCCAUCUGAAAUUUUAAAUGUAUUUAAACAUAUAAGUCCAGAAGAUUGUUAUAGAUUAGGAUUUAAUGAAGAUUAUGCAAGACCAGAAUGGAUGUUAAUAACAGUAUUACCAGUUCCACCACCACCAGUAAGACCAUCCAUUGCUUUUAAUGAUACAGCAAGAGGAGAAGAUGAUUUAACUUUUAAAUUAGCUGAUAUUAUAAAAGCAAAUAUAAAUGUUCAAAGAUUAGAAAUUGAUGGAUCACCACAACAUGUUAUAAGUGAAUUUGAAUCUUUAUUACAAUUUCAUGUUGCAACUUAUAUGGAUAAUGAUAUAGCAGGUCAACCACAAGCUUUACAAAAAACUGGUCGUCCAAUUAAAUCUAUAAGAGCAAGAUUAAAAGGUAAAGAAGGUAGAUUGAGAGGUAAUCUUAUGGGUAAAAGAGUUGAUUUUUCUGCUCGUACAGUUAUUUCUGGUGAUCCUAAUUUAGAUUUGGAUCAAGUUGGUGUUCCAAUAUCUAUCGCCAAGACUUUAAGUUAUCCAGAAAUUGUUACUCCAUAUAAUAUUCAUAAAUUAACUGAAUAUGUAAGAAAUGGUCCAAAUGAACAUCCAGGUGCAAAAUACGUGAUUAGAGAUACUGGUGAUAGAAUAGAUUUGAGAUAUAAUAAAAGAGCUGGGGAUAUAGCAUUACAAUAUGGUUGGAAAGUUGAACGUCAUCUUAUGGAUGAUGAUCCAGUUUUAUUUAAUCGUCAACCUUCAUUACAUAAAAUGUCUAUGAUGGCUCAUAGAGUUAAAGUUAUGCCUUAUUCGACUUUUAGAUUAAAUUUAUCAGUUACUUCCCCCUAUAAUGCAGAUUUCGAUGGUGAUGAAAUGAAUUUACAUGUUCCACAAUCACCAGAAACUAGAUCUGAAUUAUCACAAAUUUGUGCUGUACCAUUACAAAUUGUUUCUCCACAAUCAAAUAAACCAGUUAUGGGUAUUGUUCAAGAUACUUUAUGUGGUAUAAGAAAAAUGACUCUUAGAGAUAUUUUUAUUGAAUAUGAUCAAGUAAUGAAUAUGUGUUAUUGGAUUCCAAAUUGGGAUGGAGUUAUUCCACCACCUGCAAUAAUUAAACCAAAACCAUUAUGGUCUGGUAAACAAAUGUUAUCAAUGGCCAUUCCAAAGGGUAUACACUUACAAAGAUUUGAUGGUGGUAGAGAUUUACUUAGUCCAAAAGAUAGUGGUAUGUUAAUUGUUGAUGGAGAAAUUAUGUUUGGAGUUGUUGAUAAAAAAACAGUUGGUGCCACUGGUGGUGGAUUAAUUCAUACAGUAUUCAGAGAAAAAGGUGCUCAAGUUUGUGCUCAAUUAUUCAGUUCAAUUCAAAAAGUUGUGAAUUUUUGGUUAUUACAUAAUGGUUUUAGUAUUGGUAUUGGUGAUACAAUUGCAGAUGCAAGUACAAUGAAAGAUAUUACCAAAACAAUUCAAGAAGCUAAAUCAAAAGUUCAAGAAAUUAUAUUUGAUGCACAACAUAAUACAUUAGAACCUGAACCUGGUAUGACUUUAAGAGAAUCAUUUGAACAUAAUGUUUCAAGAGUUUUAAAUCAAGCGCGUGAUACAGCUGGUCGUUCCGCAGAAAUGAGUUUAAAAGAUUUGAAUAAUGUUAAACAAAUGGUUACUUCUGGUUCAAAAGGUUCAUUCAUUAAUAUUUCACAAAUGUCUGCAUGUGUUGGACAACAAAUUGUUGAAGGUAAAAGAAUUCCAUUUGGAUUUUCAGAUCGUUCUUUACCACAUUUUACAAAAGAUGAUUAUUCACCAGAAUCAAAAGGUUUUGUUGAAAAUUCCUAUUUAAGAGGUUUAACACCACAAGAGUUCUUUUUCCAUGCUAUGGCUGGUAGAGAAGGUUUAAUUGAUACAGCUGUUAAAACUGCAGAAACUGGUUAUAUUCAACGUCGUUUAGUUAAAGCAUUGGAAGAUAUUAUGGUCCAUUAUGAUGGUACUACAAGAAAUUCACUUGGAGAUAUUAUUCAAUUCAUUUAUGGAGAAGAUGGUAUUGAUGCUACCCAAGUUGAAAAACAAUCUAUUGAUACUAUACCUGGAUCAGAUGAAAAAUUCGAAAGAAGAUAUAGAAUUGAUUUAUUGGAUUGUGAUAUUGAUUCAUUAAAACAAUAUCAAGGUGAUGUAAAAUUACAAAAAUUAUUAGAUGAAGAAUAUAAUCAAUUAGUUGAGGAUAGAAUCUUUUUAAGAAAAGUAUUUCCAAAUGGUGAUUAUAAUUGGCCAUUACCAGUUAAUAUCAAACGUAUUAUAGAAAAUUCGAAAUUAACAUUCACAGGUAACUCAGAUUUAACACUAGAUGAAAUUAUCAAUGGAGUUAAAAAUUUAUGUACAAAAUUAUUAGUUCUUAGAGGUGAUUCUAAAUUAACAAAAGAAGCUCAAGAAAACGCUACAUUAUUGUUUCAAUGUUUGGUAAGAUCAAGAUUGGCAUCACGUAGAGUAAUUGAAGAACAUAAAUUAAAUAGAUCAUCAUUUGAUUGGAUUCUUGGAGAAAUUGAACAACAAUUCCAAAAAUCUGUUGUACAUCCAGGUGAAAUGGUUGGUGUUGUUGCUGCACAAUCUAUUGGUGAACCAGCUACUCAAAUGACAUUAAAUACUUUCCAUUAUGCUGGUGUUUCAUCUAAAAAUGUUACAUUGGGUGUUCCUCGUUUAAAAGAAAUUUUAAAUGUUGCUAAAAAUAUCAAGACUCCUGCCUUGACUGUUUAUUUAGAUCCUGAAGUUUCUCAAGAUAUUGAAUUAGCUAAAAUUGUUCAAUCAUCAAUUGAACAUACUACUUUGAAAAAUGUUACAUCUUCAACAGAAAUUUAUUAUGAUCCAGAUCCAAGAACAACCGUUAUUGAAGAAGAUUUUGAUACUGUUGAAGCAUAUUUUGCAAUUCCUGAUCAAAAAGUUGAAGAAAGUAUUGAAAAACAAUCACCAUGGUUACUUAGAUUAGAACUUGAUCGUGCCAAGAUGUUGGAUAAACAAUUAACUAUGGCUCAAGUUGCAGAAAAAAUUUCACAAAAUUUUGGAGAAGAUUUAUUUGUAAUUUGGUCAGAUGAUACUGCUGAUAAACUUAUUAUCCGUUGUAGAGUUGUUAGAGAUCCAAAAUCAUUAGAUGAAGAUGCAGAUGCAGAAGAAGAUCAAAUAUUAAAACGUAUUGAAGCUCAUAUGUUGGAAUCAAUUUCUUUAAGAGGUAUUCCAGGUAUUACAAGAGUAUUCAUGAUGCAACAUAAAGUUAGUAAACCAGAUGCAACUGGUGAAUUUCAACAAGGUAAAGAAUGGGUAUUGGAAACUGAUGGUGUUAAUUUAGCUGAUGUUAUGGCAGUACCAGGUGUUGACUCAACACGUACUUAUUCAAAUGAUUUUAUUGAAAUAUUAUCUGUUUUAGGUAUUGAAGCAACAAGAUCUGCAUUAUUUAAAGAAAUUUUAAAUGUUAUUGCAUUUGAUGGUUCAUAUGUUAAUUAUCGUCAUAUGGCAUUGUUGGUUGAUGUUAUGACUUCACGUGGUCAUUUAAUGGCAAUCACUCGUCAUGGUAUUAAUAGAUCAGAUACUGGUGCAUUAAUGCGUUGUUCAUUCGAAGAAACUGUUGAAAUUUUAUUAGAUGCUGCUGCAUCUGCAGAAUUAGAUGAUUGUAAAGGUAUAUCUGAAAAUGUUAUGUUGGGUCAAAUGGCUCCAUUAGGAACUGGUUCAUUUGAUGUUAUGGUUGAUGAUAAAAUGUUACAACAAGCUCCUGUUAGUGUUGCAAUGGAAGAAAUUGCUGAAGAUGGUGGUGCUACACCUUAUAGAGAUGUUGAAAUGGAAGAUGAUCGUGCUAUAUAUGAUGAAAAUGCUGGUUUCUCACCAAUUCAUACAGCACCAGCAGAAAUGAAUGGUGGUGGUUUAACUUCAUAUGGUGGUCAACCAACUUCUCCAGGUAAUACAUCUCCAUUUAGUUAUUCAACAACUCCUGGUUAUGGUGGUACAAGUCCAAGUUAUGGUGGAUCAAGUCCUGGUUAUGGUUAUUCACCAACAUCACCUGGUUAUUCACCUACAUCUCCAAGUUACUCACCAACAUCUCCAUCAUAUUCACCAACAUCUCCAAGUUAUUCACCAACAUCUCCAUCAUAUUCACCAACAUCACCAAGUUAUUCACCAACUUCACCAAGCUAUUCUCCUACUUCUCCAAGUUAUUCACCAACAUCACCAUCAUAUUCACCUACAUCUCCAAGUUAUUCUCCAACAUCUCCAAGUUACUCUCCUACUUCACCAAGUUACUCACCAACAUCACCUUCCUAUUCACCUACAUCUCCAUCUUACUCACCAACAUCACCUUCUUAUUCACCAACUUCACCAAGCUAUUCACCAACCUCACCACAAUAUUCUCCUACAUCUCCAUCUUAUUCACCUACAUCUCCACAAUAUUCACCAACCUCACCAAGUUAUUCACCAACUUCCCCACAAUAUUCACCAACUUCACCUCAAUAUUCACCAACUUCACCUCAAUAUUCACCAAAAUCUCCACAUUACUCACCAAAAGAGGAAAAAGAAUAG